Molecule: messenger RNA, 2052 nt
Organism: Chlorocebus sabaeus (green monkey)
Lineage: Eukaryota; Metazoa; Chordata; Mammalia; Primates; Cercopithecidae
Gene: RBBP7
Product: RB binding protein 7, chromatin remodeling factor
Molecular function (GO): protein binding
Source: RefSeq, a predicted model, not a curated record
GCGUGAAACCCGCCCGCCGCGCGUCAUUGGUCGCGGCGCUGGAGCCGUUGGCUCCCAGACCCGCCUCUCCGCCUCCUCUCACUUUUCCCAGGGCGGAUGCGCCUGCGCUUAGCUGCCUGGGCGGGCUGGGAGGCGCGGGUUGAAAAGUCUCGUUCCAAGUUUGGAGAGAGAGAGAAGAGCGCCUCAGACCUCGGUACCCGCGAGCGGGGAGGAGGCAGGAAACAAGGACGCGGCGUCUGGGGAGCACCCAGGCAGCAAGACUGGGCCCGGGCUUUCGACCGCGGGGAGUGUGUGACGCGUUUGGGAAAGGCAGGAGCGCCAGUGGUCGGGCUGCUCUUGGCUAACGAGGGGAGUCCGAGGCGGCGGCGAGGGGCGAACGACCCGACGCAAGAUGGCGAGUAAAGAGAUGUUUGAAGAUACUGUGGAGGAGCGUGUCAUCAAUGAAGAAUAUAAAAUCUGGAAGAAGAAUACACCGUUUCUGUAUGACCUGGUUAUGACCCAUGCUCUUCAGUGGCCCAGUCUUACCGUUCAGUGGCUUCCUGAAGUGACUAAACCGGAAGGAAAAGAUUAUGCCCUUCAUUGGCUAGUGCUGGGGACUCAUACGUCUGAUGAACAGAAUCAUCUGGUGGUUGCUCGAGUACAUAUUCCCAAUGAUGAUGCACAGUUUGAUGCUUCCCAUUGUGACAGUGACAAGGGUGAAUUUGGUGGCUUUGGUUCUGUAACAGGAAAAAUUGAAUGUGAAAUUAAAAUCAAUCAUGAAGGAGAAGUAAACCGUGCUCGUUACAUGCCGCAGAAUCCUCACAUCAUUGCUACAAAAACACCAUCUUCUGAUGUGUUGGUUUUUGACUAUACAAAACACCCUGCUAAACCAGACCCAAGUGGAGAAUGUAAUCCUGAUCUCAGGUUAAGAGGUCACCAGAAGGAAGGCUAUGGUCUCUCCUGGAAUUCGAAUUUGAGUGGACAUCUCCUAAGUGCAUCUGAUGACCAUACUGUCUGUCUAUGGGAUAUAAACGCAGGACCAAAAGAAGGCAAAAUUGUGGAUGCUAAAGCGAUCUUUACUGGCCACUCAGCUGUUGUAGAGGAUGUGGCCUGGCACCUGCUGCACGAGUCAUUGUUUGGAUCUGUUGCUGAUGAUCAGAAACUUAUGAUAUGGGACACCAGGUCCAAUACCACCUCCAAGCCGAGCCACUUGGUGGAUGCGCACACUGCCGAAGUCAACUGCCUCUCAUUCAAUCCCUACAGCGAAUUUAUUCUAGCCACCGGCUCUGCGGAUAAGACCGUAGCUUUAUGGGAUCUGCGUAACUUAAAAUUAAAACUCCAUACCUUCGAAUCUCAUAAAGAUGAAAUUUUCCAGGUCCACUGGUCUCCACAUAAUGAAACUAUUCUGGCUUCAAGUGGUACUGACCGCCGCCUGAAUGUGUGGGAUUUAAGUAAAAUUGGGGAAGAACAAUCAGCAGAAGAUGCAGAAGAUGGGCCUCCAGAACUCCUGUUUAUUCAUGGAGGACACACUGCUAAGAUUUCAGAUUUUAGCUGGAACCCCAAUGAGCCUUGGGUCAUUUGCUCAGUGUCUGAGGAUAACAUCAUGCAGAUAUGGCAAAUGGCUGAAAAUAUUUACAACGAUGAAGAGUCAGAUGUCACGACAUCCGAACUGGAGGGACAAGGAUCUUAAACCCAAAGUAUGAGAGAUGUUUCUGUUGAAUGUAAUGCUACAUGAAUGCUUGAUUUGUCAAGCGCCAAAAAGGCAUUGUAUAGUAGGAAAUGUUAAGUGGGUUGGCUUAUGGCUUCUUUAUCCUCUGAUUCUAGCACUUUCAAGUGAGCUGUUGCGUACUGUAUCAUAUUGUAGCUAUUAGGGAAGAGAAGAAUGUUACUUAAGAAAGAACAUCAUUGAUUUUAAAUACAAGUAGCAGGGUAUUGCCUUUGAUUCAACUGUUUUAAGUCCUCAUUUUCUCAAACUAAGUGCUUGCUGUUCCCAAAUAUGCAAGAAUAACUUUUACACUUUUUCCUUCCAACACUUCUUGAUUGGCUUUGCAGAAAUAAAGUUUUAAAAUAAAA